GGGCGGGAGGAAGAGGGGCCGGACUGGGGCCUGACGAGCCGUAGCUGUUGCCGCCGUCUUCGCGGCUGCUAUGACCAGCGGGCGAGGCGCCUCCUGCAGCUCCGCGCGGCCCUAGUCGCGGCAGUGCGGCCGCCGUAGCCGUCUGGGUCCCCAGCGCGGCCGCUCCCGCGGCUCCCUCGGCCCUUCCAGCGCCGCCUGCGAGGCGAGGCAGAGGCACGAUGAAGAUGACGGUGGAUUUCGAGGAGUGUCUGAAGGACUCGCCCCGCUUCAGAGCUGCCUUGGAAGAAGUAGAAGGAGAUGUGGCAGAAUUGGAACUAAAACUUGAUAAGCUUGUGAAGCUUUGUAUUGCGAUGAUUGAUACCGGAAAAGCCUUUUGUGUUGCAAAUAAACAAUUCAUGAAUGGGAUUCGAGACCUGGCACAGUAUUCUAGUAAUGAUGCUGUAGUUGAGUGUUUUAUGUUACUACAUAGACUUGACCUUUCUACAGAGCAUGCCCAUGAGACCAGUUUGACCAAGUUUUCUGACAGUCUUCAAGAAAUGAUAAAUUUUCACACAAUCCUAUUUGACCAAACUCAGAGAUCAAUUAAGGCACAGCUUCAGAACUUUGUUAAAGAAGAUCUCAGGAAAUUCAAAGAUGCCAAGAAGCAAUUUGAAAAAGUCAGUGAAGAAAAAGAAAAUGCAUUAGUAAAAAAUGCUCAAGUACAAAGAAACAAACAGCAUGAAGUUGAAGAAGCCACAAACAUUUUGACGGCAACAAGAAAAUGUUUUCGACACAUAGCCCUUGACUACGUACUUCAGAUUAAUGUCCUUCAAUCAAAAAGGAGAUCAGAAAUCCUAAAAUCAAUGUUAUCCUUCAUGUAUGCCCAUUUGGCCUUCUUUCAUCAAGGAUAUGAUCUGUUUAGUGAACUUGGACCCUACAUGAAGGAUCUUGGUGCACAGUUGGAUCGACUGGUUGUGGAUGCAGCAAAGGAGAAAAGAGAGAUGGAGCAAAAACAUUCAACCAUUCAGCAAAAGGCUGCAUUACAGGAUUUCUCCAGUGAUGAUUCUAAGUUAGAAUAUAAUGUAGAUGCUGCAAAUGGCAUUGUUAUGGAAGGAUAUCUGUUCAAACGAGCCAGCAAUGCCUUCAAAACUUGGAACAGGAAAAAGCCCGAUCAUAUCAGACGCUGGUUUUCAAUACAGAACAAUCAGUUGGUUUACCAGAAAAAGUUCAAGGAUAACCCCACUGUGGUAGUGGAAGAUCUCCGGCUCUGCACAGUGAAGCAUUGUGAAGACAUAGAACGACGAUUCUGCUUUGAGGUGGUCUCUCCAACAAAAAGCUGUAUGCUUCAGGCGGAUUCUGAAAAGCUGCGCCAGGCAUGGAUUAAAGCUGUUCAGACCAGUAUCGCUACUGCUUAUAGAGAGAAGGGUGAUGAAUCAGAGAAGCUGGAUAAGAAAUCAUCUCCAUCCACAGGAAGCCUGGAUUCUGCAAAUGAGUCAAAAGACAAAUUGCUGAAAGGAGAAAGUGCGCUGCAGCGAGUCCAGUGCAUCCCUGGCAAUGCCAGCUGCUGUGACUGUGGUCUGGCAGACCCGCGGUGGGCCAGCAUCAACCUGGGCAUCACCCUGUGUAUCGAGUGUUCUGGGAUUCACCGGAGUCUUGGAGUUCAUUUUUCAAAAGUACGUUCUUUAACUUUAGACACCUGGGAACCUGAACUUUUAAAGCUUAUGUGUGAGUUGGGGAAUGAUGUUAUAAAUCGAGUUUAUGAAGCUAAAGUGGAAAAAAUGGGAAUAAAGAAACCACAACCAGGACAAAGACAGGAGAAAGAGGCAUAUAUCAGAGCAAAAUAUGUGGAGAGGAAAUUUGUGGAUAAAUAUUCUAUGUCAUCAUCACCUCCUGAGCAGGAAAAAAAGAUUAUCUCCAAAAGUUGUGAAGAAAAGAGGCUGAGCAUUUCUAAACUUGGGCCAGGUGACCAACUCAGAGCAUCUCUCCAAAGUUCAGUGGUUGCUGUAAAUAGCGACGAGGCCAGGCGGGAGUCUCUGUUCUGUCCUGAUGAGCUAGAUUCACUCUUCUCCUACUUUGAUACUUCUUCAAAACUACGUAGUAUUAAAAGUAAUGACAGUGGAAUCCAGCAGAGCUCUGAUGAUGGAAGAGAAUCUUUACCCUCUACAGUGUCAGCCAAUAGUUUAUAUGAGCCUGAGGGAGAAAGGCAGGAUUCAUCUGUGUUUCUUGACUCCAAACAUCUUAAUCCAGGACUCCAGCUUUAUAGGGCUUCGUAUGAAAAAAAUCUUCCUAAAAUGGCUGAGGCUUUGGCUCAUGGUGCAGAUGUGAACUGGGCUAAUUCAGAGGAAAACAAAGCAACACCACUUAUUCAGGCUGUAUUAGGGGGCUCAUUGGUGACGUGCGAGUUUCUUCUGCAGAAUGGUGCUAAUGUGAACCAAAGAGAUGUACAAGGGCGGGGACCACUGCACCAUGCCACCGUCUUAGGGCACACGGGGCAAGUAUGUUUAUUCCUAAAACGAGGUGCCAAUCAACAUGCCACUGAUGAAGAAGGGAAAGACCCUUUGAGUAUAGCUGUGGAAGCAGCCAACGCUGAUAUAGUGACCUUGUUACGUUUAGCAAGAAUGAAUGAAGAGAUGCGGGAAUCAGAAGGACUUUAUGGACAGCCAGGUGAUGAAACUUACCAGGACAUUUUUCGUGAUUUUUCCCAAAUGGCAUCCAAUAAUCCAGAGAAACUAAAUCGUUUCCAGCAAGAUUCACAGAAAUUCUGAAUUUUUUUAAUAAGGAGAAAAUAUUAAAUCUUUUGACCCCCUAAUGUAUACAUCUGAAAAUUGACAAAUUUUUACUGCUUUAAUUCUGCUUCUUAAUUUUAGUAGAUAUUGAGUGGUUUAGAAAAAAGGUACCCAUUUAUUGAUAUUUUUAUAAAUUAAAACAUUGAUCUGUAGUAGUUGGGAGAGGAACCUACCUUAGGACCUCUUUUAUUAAAAAAAAAAAAAGCCUGUUUAAAGGGCCAUUUUUUUAGGUGACAAGAUGUUAAGAGUUUAGACAAAACCUCUUUUAUUGCCAGUGAAGUAGCAUUGAUGUUUUUCCAUGCAUCGUCCCAGGAUCGUUCAGUCUAGCAUGUCUGCAUCAAGUGGAAGCUGACUGUCCUGCCUGCUCGAGAAUAUGUCUUUUCUUUAGCUUCCCUAAUGAUUUUGGUGGUUCAGAAAUAGUUUUUUCGCUGUCUUGGUAGCCUAGCUAUCAUACCCACAGUAUGUAAUUUAAUUAUUAGAACUAGAGAAUAUGUUUCCCCCAUUUGCUCAUAAAUGCAGUUGUACUUCUUACAUGUCUGGUUAUUGGCCAGUACUUUAACAGGCGUAUAAUGGCUCUAUAGGUAGACAUAACUCAGUCCUUUAGAUUUGUUCCAGUUUAUAAAGCAAAAAGAAACCCUUAAUCUUUUUUAAUCACCAAAAGAAUCUCAGUUAUAGAAGUUGUAAUUCUUCGUUGUUGGGCUGAUUUCCUAAAACCUUGACAAAUUUAUUGAUGUUAUAAAACUCUGUUUCAGAGGUUACUUGAAUGUUGCAAAAUUAUGCUUUCAUCAGAUUGUAACUUUUAAAGGAGAAGUUGAUUUAUAAAAUAAUGUAGAGCAUUUUUAUAUUUGAAAUUUGUUCUUUUCAGGAUACCUUUUUGCUAUUGCUCCUAGUUGAGAGAAAAAUCUCUCUAAAAGGAGGAAACAACUCAUGUUUUUCUUAAUUUAUACUAAAAUAUACAGCAGUAAAUUACUUUUUAACUUUUCCAACAUCUGUCCUGUGUACUUGUUAUACACAGUGUACAUUGUCUUAAAUUAUAGCAUCUCUAUAGCUUUAAUAUUUGGUUACAUGAAUCAUAGAGCCUUGAAUUCCAAAAUAUUAUGGAUAUACUAAUUUACAUGUAUAUGCUACAAAUUAGUCUGAUUCUAUCUUUGAUUGACGUAUCUUCUUAGAGUAUAAAAUAAGUAAUUUGCCUUAUGGUUUCUUUCUAAUAUAGUCAACAAUUAAAUUUAAUCUUUUACAAGUUACAUGUAAGUAAAUAUUAUUGAUACUCAGUUUCUAAAUAAGAGAAAUUUUUAAACUUGAGUUAUGAAAGAAGUGGAGAAAUUAUAUUUAAUUGGGUAGAUAAUAAAUUUUGUAACAUUUACCCCCCAAUAACUAGAAUUUUAUAAGUUGAUUAAAUGGCAAAACAGAUCUAUCUAAAUAGGAAUUAUACUGAAAUAAAUUCACAUCACAGAAAGUCUUCCAUAUUUGUUUGGCCAAAUUGCAUGCAUAUAAUGCUUAUUUAGUAAUAAUCACUGUAUAUUAGAUAAGGAUAAAAAUAUAUUUAUGAACUAUUUCUAAGAAAAUGCUAACUUCCAAAGCCUUGUAUUUUAAUUACAAUAAUAAGAGGAACAUUAAAUCUUUCAUGUUUCACCUCAGAGUCACAGAUCAUCCAGCUUUGCAAAAAUCUGAUUCAUAACAUUUUUAUUAGAGUGUACUUUGAAAUUAAUUAUCCAAAAAGCUCAAGGAUAAGAAAAUAUGUCGAAAAUGAACAAAUAAACAGAAAGAAAGAAAAAGAAAAGAAAAGAGAAGCCGCACUUUUCCUUUGUAGUGCCUAUUCCUGUUUUAAUUCUAGGCUUCUCUCCUAAAGCUCCUCACCUUUAUCUGAGGAGGCCUAAGCAGUUUUUCUUUUGGAUCCAACUGUUGGUGCUUCAGCUCACCUCUGAGAUCUCUGGUUGUGAAGGCAAUUCUUUAUAGCGCUCUUACCUCCUAUAGCUUGAGUUAGGAGUUGUAAUGUGGCGGUCAUUAGUGUCCACUUAAAUGUAAUGGUUAGAGUCUGUAAUUGAAGUGCACUAAAGAUGAUCAUGGUCCUGAAUAUCUUCAGAGAAAGCAAAAUCUUUAACAGAAAGGGAGCCUGGCAAUACAAAAAUACAUUUCUGUGGCUUGGUUUGUUGAAUAUAUUGAGACCCAAUUUGCAUUAAAUUUGGUGGAAAUGAUACAGUAAACAGCAAGGCUUUAAAGUAAAUUAAUAGGUACAAGUAGUUACAAAGUAGGUUGGCUCUUACCAAGAAGAAUUUAGCUGUGUCAACUAAUAGCUUUUCUAUAGUGUGUAACAAAUCUGAGUGUUGUUAUGCUGUGAAUUAUUCAAUGCAUUAUGAGAAAUUAUAUUGUAAGCAAUGUUAAUCAUACUCUUGGGCUUCAUAAGUCGAUGUGAUUGCUCUUUGUUUUCUUUCCUUAACUGAUUCGCUGAUUUUAGUUUCUGAUUCCUUUUCAUCAUUCUUUUAGCUCAGUAUCAUUAGCUCAUUGACUUAAAAGUUAGAUUAAUAUCAAAGAAUAGCAGUGCUAUGAGAAGUUCAUAAAAUACAGUUUCACGUUAGAACUAGACUAAAAGUAAUUGAGUAGUUAUUUGCACUUUUUCGUUGUAACACUUAUAUGUUUAAGAUUUCUGAGGUUUUAAAAAUUACUUUUGGUACAAUCCUUAGAAAUUCAGAAAUUUCCAGGGAUUCACUACAUUACAGUGUUUGCCUAAUUUAUACUAGUCUUCACUGUGGAUUUUAAUGAACUUUGGUGUUUACUUUCCAAAACAUAUAGAUUUAAUUUGGAAUAUGUACUUGGUUCUUCAUGUGUGCAUUUUGGAAAAAAACUUAUACUUUCAUAGUCUGGAAAACUUAAGUUUGUGAUAUGUUAAGCAGUAUUUUACAAAUAUGAUUUUACACAUGUAUGGUCACAAUAAACCAAAUUAUAUUUAGACUAAUUAUAUUUAGAAUAAUAAGACAUUCCCAUAUCACUCAUAUUGUGAAAUUAACCUCUCUGAUAGCAGUUUUGACUAUGGACAUGAGCUGGAAAAAUGAUAUAUUUUUAUAGAAUUGUAUAUCCAGAAUGACUUUAGACCUGCAUGAUAUCGUGGAAAACGCACUGACUAGUAGUUACUGCUCCUUUUGGAUUCACAGCUCCUCACAAAUCAAACGAGUGGAUGAGACGAGGAGAAACUGUAGCAAGAUCCCUUUGUGUGCUCUUCUGCUGCUCACGGUGCCCUCCAGAAAACAGCACUGUGACACGCUACUUUAUCACCCUGAUUCUCACAGUAAACUUCUGAGAGCUUAGUCUAAGAGCGCCAACACUGUCCUUUCUUUGAUCCUGGGCUGGUCCUCUUGUUUUACAGAGGGGGUCACUGGUUUGCUAGUUGAUAGCAGAGCUGAACGAGAACCACUGUCUGACUGACUGCUGGUCAGGGGCAGUUUACUUGUAUCAUGAAAUGAUUUGAAAUCAUUGUAAAGCAGCAAAACCUGAUAAUGACUGCCAGCUUUCCCUGUGUUUUGAUAACAAAGACUCUAAAUAUUUUGGAGAACCUGGGUAUAAAAUUACCUUGAAGGAAUAGAUUAGGAUUUGAAGACAUUAAAUUAUACAUUUUUGCAAUAACAAACAUUAAUGAAAGCAAAACAUUAUAAAGGUAAUUUUAAUUCACCAUAUACUUAUGAAUCUCUUGAUGCUUCCAAAUGAAUGAUAACUAAAACGGGCUUGGAUUUAGUUUGGCUGAGUCCUGACAUCUAUAAAUAUGGUUUUGUGGACAUCCUUUUCUGUUUACAUAGAUUUGUCUACUUAAAAUAAGAUAAUGAGGGGAAGGAAGCAAGGUUUGAUUAAGUAAACUUUUCUCUGCAUUGAUCUUUUCACUAUCUUAUGUUCUAAAUUUUCUCGUUUUUCCUCCACACCCCUCCCCACCUUUUGGGUGUUCAUUUUAAACAGGGAAAGCUUGCUACAUCAUAAAGAUUGUUGGCACCAUUUAUUUUACACAAAGGCUUAAAAGGUUAACUUGGAAAUGAUGAGCUACUUUUCUUUAUGUGUUUACCUGUGCUUUGUGGUAUUUCUGGAUCAUUCCAGUCAUAAAGACUUAUUACAUGUAAUAUUUCUUGCUACCUGUGAAAAGGUAUAUUUUAAAGAAUGUAUAACCAACUCUCCAUUUACUUUUUAUUAGUAUGUAGAGAAUUUGUAUCUAUUCGUGAACGUAGUUUUACCGUAGUUUGUCAUUGUAAAUGGAGCAAGUACAUUAUCUUUAUAGUUAUUCUAAAAUGUACAUUAUGUAAGAAUUGUAAAUAUUAUACUUGAUUAAAUACUUUGUAUGCUGAAAAAUUAUGAUAAUGAGUCAAUAAAAAUCUCACCUGGCAUAAUUCC
This is a messenger RNA of Equus caballus (horse), 7133 nucleotides long. The record is from RefSeq and is a predicted model, not a curated record. NCBI's taxonomy places the organism in Eukaryota, Metazoa, Chordata, Mammalia, Perissodactyla, Equidae.